GGAAUGACAACCAUCUGAUAAACAACCAUAACCAAAUAAAAUUUCCAAAAUUCUAGUCUAACAGUGUUCAAAUAAACCGUUAUGUCCAAAUGGGAAAUAAAGCCCAUAACUCAGCCAUUAGACGUCGGUACCAGAAUCCACUGGGACAAAUGCAACCAAAGCGCCAUAUUUGUUGACGUGCCUAACGGCACCGUUCAUUCCUUCAAACUCUCCUCUUGCAAAGUGACCACUGCAAAAGUUGGAGACGAUCCAAUAGCCUUCAUGUUCCCUGUGGAAGGAUCGGGAACGAAAUUCGUAGCUGGAUUGGGAAAAAAGUUUGUGUUUGUCGAGUGGGAUAGCGUAAGCCCGCAGGUAGCCAGUGUGGAUACCAUCGUGGAAGUUGAAACGGAACCGGAGUAUGAAGGUAAUCGAUUGAAUGGCGGGAAAGUGGAUCCGUGGGGAAGGCUCUGGGCAGGUACAAUGGGACCCCCAGGUCCAGAUGGCAACAUUAUGCCUCGCAGAGGAGCUCUCUACUGCUUAGCAAAUGGUCAGCUGCAGAAACACGAAUGCAAUAUAGGCAUUUCCAAUGGCCUAGCUUGGAAUACGGAAUUGAAGAAAAUGUAUUACAUUGACACUCUGGAACCGUGCGUUUUCCAAUAUGACAUUGCUGACGACGCAAGGAUCAGCAACAAGACUGUCGUGUUUGAUUUUAAGAAAAACCAUAUUGAAGGAUUGCCAGAUGGGUUGACCAUCGACGUCGAAGGAUGCUUGUGGGUGUGCGCAAUCCAUGGCUACCAUUUGAUACGGUUUGACCCAAAGUGCGGCCAUAUCCUGGACAAAAUCGAAUUGCCAACGCCUCAGAUCACGGCUGUGUCUUUUGGAGGUCCAAAUCUGGACUUGAUGUUCGUGACAACCGCGAGGAUCCCUAUUAAUGGGACUCCCCCACCUGAUCCUGCAGGAACCACGUAUCUCCUGUCCUGCCCUGAUGCUGUACGUGGGUAUCCAGGAGACAGCUACAAAUUGUGAUCAAGUUGUAUAGGGCGUGAGAUGAUAAAACAAUGUUGGUAUGACUUAGCAUCAUUUGUAGAUUCUGUCGCAAUUAGUUAAAAGGGCAUAAGUUAAUUUUUACGACUUAAUUACCAUGGUGACUAGACCGAUUUGAUCCUAGCAUGAUUUUUUUAUUUUACCGGCAUUUUCUUCAUCUACAUAUACAAUUUUACUGAAUUGUUCUUGGACACACUCUCAGCCAAUAUGUAAAAUGUUAUUCGUCGAAAAAUUUACUGUCGCCCUUUUAACUAUUUGCCGCAGAUUUAUUACUUCACGCAAUAAAGUGGGAUAGUACUACUAGAAUA
This is a messenger RNA of Acanthoscelides obtectus, 1331 nucleotides long. Lineage: Eukaryota; Metazoa; Arthropoda; Insecta; Coleoptera; Chrysomelidae. The record is from the annotation of a GenBank genome assembly.